AAAAAUAUAAGACGGCUAUCUGUGAUCAGAGAUGGCGGGCGCCUCCGACCCCCUGGAAGAUAUGCUUUUUUCAGAGGUGGAUGAAAAAGCCGUGAGCGACCUGGUGGGCUCAUUGGAGUCACAGCUUGCUGGACAAAGCAACCCAGUGGGAAAAACAGACGAAAACGGAGGCGCUGGCUCUGUGGCCCCCGCUAACCAUCACUUAGGAAAAACGCUACCAGCUCCAGUGAGCACCACAACACUAGAACAACAACAACAAGGACGGCGGAAUAAACCUGAGAUGCGCCAGGAGAUCAACUCCAAAGACGGGAGCCAGGAUAAAACUGUCACAUCUCCUCCGCUGGGCUGCACCCCUUCUUUUGGCGAGCCAUCCGCCACUUCGGCUGCCUGUGUGAACGCCACUAGCAGCGGCUCGCAAUCACAUGGAGCAUCCAUCACAACACUGACUGCAUCUGGUGUGUCAACUUUGGCAUCUCCGCCGGCCAGCAUCAGCACCACCACCGCAUCCAGCCGCGGCUCCAAGCUUUCCCCGGGCACAGCGGAGACGUCGACGGAAGCGAACCCGCCGAGAAAACGCAUCGCGGCGCCGCGGAGGAGCGCUUCGGCUCGGAUAAAGAGUUUGAACGGUGCGGCUGUGACGACGCGGAGGAACAGCAACACAGCGGUAGCCGACAGCGUUAGCCCCGUGGAGACCACCGCAACUACACCAAACUCUACCCGACCCCUCACGUCCUCUAUUAACACGUCGACUUUCACCUUAUCCAACGCCAGCCUGCCUGUGGGGCAGUCGGCUAUUGCUCUCGACCGGGGGACUCCUACCAUCGCUCUGCACAGACUCCCCAGUCAUAUUGUAGCCAGUAUAGCCCAGAACGGCAACGGGACCAGCGUGUCGGCCCUGGUCCAGCAGGGAGCCCGCAUAGGACCCGUCACCUCCGCAGCUUCCCCGGGAAACCACGACAAAGCGGUUACAGACACUGGGGCUUCCAAAACAGACGACUGUCAGUCCAAAAUUGUAAUGUCAACCCAGUCUAGUAGUGUCAACUCUGUAAUAAACACUGUUUCUCCUGCUUCCUCUGUUGUCACGCCGACAACUACUACAGCAGCAGCUACAACCACCACAACAGUAACCCAGCCUCUGAGCUCUGCCUCCACUGCAGCUGUCACAGGGAUGGCAGCUAGUUCUGUGUGUGGGACUGCUCACACUACAUCAGUGACCACCACUGUCAGCAUGGUCAGACCCACAGCUCCCUCCCCAACGCCCGCUGUGGCCACCCCUGCACAGCCUCAGCCCCGUCCUGGACUUACAGCACCUCAGAGGAUUGUAGCGCCCCAGCUGAUUGUCAGACCACCUCAGCAGCAGACCACCAUUCAGCUGCCCCCUGGGUUUACCAUCCCACCGGGGAUGGUGUUGGUACGCACGGAGUUAGGCCAACUGGUCAUGGUUCCCCAGCAGGCUUUGGCUCAAGCUCAAGCUCAGGCUCAGGCUCAGGCUCAGGCCCAGGCCCAAAACAACAUCUCUCCUCGACCUGCUACACCCACCACAGGGGCAUCCUUCAGAGUAACAACUCCACAGCAGUCUCCUGUGACCUCUCAGACUACCAGGCAGUGUCCUUUGACUCCGGCCAAGGUGGUACCGUCUCCCUCUCCCACCUCUUCCAGCCCUGCCCUCCAGACCUCUUCCUCUUCCUCUUCUUCCUCCUCCUGCCCUGCACUCCGCCCAAAGGGCCCCGUGGCACCGGCCGUGGCUGUGACGGCUCCGCAGCAGACCCCCGUGGUUAUGGCCCCCCAGGCUCCAGCCCAGUCGGCCUCCCAGCCAGUGCAGCCUCAGCAGACGGGCAUCGCCGCGGCCCCCGGAGCUCCUGUCGUGUCCCAGGAAAUGCAAGAGAAUGUGAAGAAAUGUAAGAAUUUCCUGGCCACACUAAUCAAGUUAGCAUCUCACAAUUCUCCAUCCCCUGAGACCUCCAAGAACGUCAAGGCUUUGGUUCAGGACCUGCUGGAUGCCAAGAUUGAACCGGAGGAGUUCACCAGCCGGCUGCAGACUGAGCUCAAGUCGUCUCCGCAGCCUUACCUGGUGCCCUUUCUCAAGAAGAGCCUCCCGGCCCUGAGGCUGUCUUUGCUGAAUAGUCAGCAGUCCCUGACCCAGCCCCCGCAGCAGGGAGUCAAACCAGCACCCUGCGGCACCCCUCCUGCCAUCAUGGCUGGGCCAGCUGUCCGCAUACGCCACCCUAACAGCGUCAGCACCACCACGGGUGCCAAUACACUGCCUGCUGGGACACUCGGACAUGCAGCUGCCGUGGGUGUCAAAACAGGAGGCGCUGUUGGCGGCCAGGUUCGGAUGCCCGUGGUGAUCACACAGUCCAUCAGAGCGCAAGGCACAAUGGGAAAGGGAGCCAUCAUCCAAGCAGGCAAAAGUCCCAUGGGCCUGCCUGUUCAGAUCUCUGGGAAUCAGAAAAACAAGCUCAACGACCCCGGAGGAGGCUCUUUCAGGGAUGAUGACGAUAUCAAUGACGUGGCGUCUAUGGCCGGGGUAAAUCUGAACGAGGAAAGUGCAAGAAUACUCGCCACCAAUUCAGAGCUGGUGGGAACGCAGAUUCGCUCAUGUAAAGACGAGGCCUUCCUCCAUCCGGGACUGCUACACCGACGAAUUCUAGAAACAGCUAAGAAGUUUGGUGUUACGGAGGUCCCCAUGGAGGCAGUGACAUUCAUCUCACACGCCACGCAGUCACGACUUCGGACUGUGGUAGAAAAGGUUUCUACAAUCGCACAGCACCGACUGGACUCCUGUAAGGACGAUGAGUGCUACGAGCAGUCUGCAGACGUUCGCUCUCAGCUUCGCUUCUUCGAGCAGCUGGAGAGAAUUGAGAAGCAGAGGAAGGACGAGCAGGAGAGAGAGAUCCUUUUGAAAGCCGCUAAAAGUCGCUCCAGGCAAGAAGACCCAGAGCAAGCUCGACUGAAACAGAAAGCUAAGGAGAUGCAACAACAAGAACUGGCCCAGAUGAGACAGCGAGAUGCCAACCUUACAGCACUAGCCGCCAUUGGACCCCGCAAAAAACGUAAAAUGGAUUCGCCAGGGGCCACACCAUCAGGGACCGAGGUUUCCGGCAGCACGGCGGGCUCCCCUGCCAGCUCCUCUGCCCCGUCCACCUCAUCACGCCAGUACACGCGGCAACGCAUCACUCGCGUCAACCUCAGGGACUUAAUUUUCUACAUGGAGCAGGAGAGAGAGACCGCCCACUCCCUCCUCCUUUACCGUGCCCUGCUCAAGUAGCCUCUGCUCCGCUCAGCGCCCACCUCAACCUCCUCCUCCUCUUUCCCAGCCACGUGCCUUCAGAUCAGGUCUAAUGUUUCAGCUCUGUGUUUCCAUAUGUACUGUAGUGAUGUUUGAUGUAGCUUUUAAUAACAAGAGAGAUAGAGAGAGGGAGAAAAACAAAACAAAAAAUAAAACUGUUGUUCCAUGUCUUCUCCGUUUAGCUUCGCGGUGUGUAGUUAGAUCAUUGAGUUUAAAGGCCGUAUCAUAUUCUUUUGUUGAAGUUGGAUUUGUUCGAGGAACGAUGUGUUUAUGUCACAGCACUUGACCCAGAACUUGCUCCGUAUAUUCUGGGUAGAUAUUUAUUGGCAGAAGCUUCAAUGAACAACCCAAAAAUAGGCAUUACUUUGGCUAAGAGAAUUAUGUCCACACCUUGAUACAGCCUAGAAUAUUCUUCAUGAGCUAUUUGUCAUAGUUCAAUGAAUGUAGUCCAGCUGAACUUGAUAAUCUUUACGGAUUUCUAGACCAACACGUCAGUUUGAAAUAUUCAGAUUCCAAAUAACAGCAGUGUUCAAAUUUCUUCAUUGUAUGUGUAAAUAGUUCUUUUUGAAUUAUUUUACAGCAUGUAUAUUUUUAUCACAUGUAAGCUUUGUAAGAAAAAGGAAUAAUCCAUGUGUCAAUAUUAAGAAACCUGAUGUUUUGUAAAACCCUGUGCUUUGAAAGAGUCAAAUUUAGACAGUUUAUUCUGUAGAGUAUUGUUAUGAGGCAGACUCCUGACCCUUCUGCAAAGGUCAUUUAACACAACCACGGUCCGCACUAUGUGACACUAGCUUCCAAUAGGUCACCCUUGUUGAGUCAUUUUUUAUUUUUUUUAACCACACAAAAUGUGAACAUUGUUUUUAUAACUAGUUGUAACUUGUGUCCUACAGUAUAAUGCCAGUUUUAGAAGGUAAAUUUUGGUGAUGCUCUAGGUGGGUUGGUGUCUGGGGAGAAUGAAAACAGACAUUCCUUUAUCUCUCACUCUCAUUCUACCAUCUGCACAUUACUGAAGUUAGAAAAAAAAACACAUUUCAACUGUUCUCAAGGGGGCCCCUGGAGCAACAACACUACCAUCACCACCCACACUUUGAUAAGGACUGAAUGACAAAGGUAAUCCAUGAAGCGUUUUAGUGCGCAGCACUUCUACUUGUUUGUAUUUUGAUUCGAAAUUAAACAUCACAGCUGUAAAGUCAUGUGUAACUGUGGAAGGAAACGGUUCAAUGAUUCCAGCCUAAAACUGAUCCCACUUUGUUUUGUCUCUCUUUGCUGAAGAGAGCUAUGGGACAAAACACCUGCUUUUUAUAUGUCGUCUUGCAUUUUCGCCUUGUCAUUUUUUAUUAUUUUUUAAAAAUCCUUAUUGUAUUAUGUAAAAUUGUCCAUUCCGGGUUUUUUGUUUGUUUUUUCUAUUUAACUAAAUAUCUUGGCCUCUAUGCAGCUUUUCUUGUCAUAUUGAAAUUUAUUUAAAUAUGGGUGACAGUUGAAACAGUUGUUGUGCAUUGUACAUUUUGACAGCACUUUUUUUUAUCUAUUUUAUCUGACAACUAAAAGCUGUUACUGUAUUAUAGCAAAGAAAUUACUCUUUUAAGUAGUAAAUGGUAUUGCCAAUUUCUGUCAAAAGACAAGUAUUUUUAACACUUAAUAUAUUUGGUUUUUUUUGUUUGUUUUUUUUUUUUUAAGAUUGGCUUUUAUGCUUAACAAAGUUUCAUGAAUUUUAUCUCCAAAAUACCACGUUUUAAAACAAGCACAACAAUACCUAUUGUGGUUCUUUCAGAUGAUUUUAUUAAUGAUUUCUAUGGUUUCUGGUGGUUUCACAGGAGGACAUUUCUACUACUACUACUACUACUACAGCAGCUUUUUAGCCAAAAUAUUAGGACAGUAUUCCUGAUGUAAACAGAUGGGGAAAUAACAUUUCAAUGUAAGGAUGAUUUGUAAAUAUUGUUUACAAAACUAUGUGUUUAUUAGAACCACGUUAUUUUUGGUAAACUCUUGUACAUAUCUUGAAAAUUUCCUGUUUGUGUGAAAAAAACAAUACUUAUGUAUUUGUACCUAUUUUGUAAAGGAAUAAAUAAGCUGUUUACUAAACUAAA
This is a messenger RNA of Amphiprion ocellaris (clown anemonefish), 5373 nucleotides long. RefSeq names its product transcription initiation factor TFIID subunit 4-like. Gene Ontology annotation, cellular component: transcription factor TFIID complex. Gene Ontology annotation, biological process: transcription initiation at RNA polymerase II promoter; DNA-templated transcription. Gene Ontology annotation, molecular function: RNA polymerase II general transcription initiation factor activity; DNA binding; protein heterodimerization activity. The transcript is spliced from 15 exons. The record is from RefSeq and is a predicted model, not a curated record. NCBI's taxonomy places the organism in Eukaryota, Metazoa, Chordata, Actinopteri, Pomacentridae. The coding region runs from base 32 to 3268 and encodes 1078 amino acids.